AACCGAUGCGGAUCAUGGCAACAAGAACCCAGGACCCGGAUGGCGGCUCAGGAUCAUCCUCGGGGCCGACGAUGCCGAGCCCGGUGAUCGGUAGCUUAGGGCGUCGAUAAUGCGGCCGAUCAUCUGAAAACACGGUCGAUCAUGACACCAGUAAGAUGGAUAGGUCCCGUAUGGUGAUCGUGAUGGGUUGUGCUCUCUGGUGUCCCAGGUCGAAUGGCCAUUGGUGGGCCUGGGAAUCAGGGCGUGGAUGCGUCCAUGUCCCCCUGGUGCCCCCGGCUAUGCUGUCCCGUUCAUCUGUGCGGUUGGUGCUCGAUUAUGCCGCCGCAUUGAGUGACGAGCGGAUUUAUGCAAGUCGGAACAUUCCCGAGCAUCUGCAGUCAUGAGCAAGCUAGAUCCAGCGUCCAACCAGGAUCACAUCUGGCAUCGCAGCAUGG
Messenger RNA from Aspergillus ibericus CBS 121593, 434 nucleotides. RefSeq lists its product as uncharacterized. The coding region runs from base 156 to 383 and encodes 75 amino acids. The record is from RefSeq and is a predicted model, not a curated record. The transcript has a single exon. NCBI's taxonomy places the organism in Eukaryota, Fungi, Ascomycota, Eurotiomycetes, Eurotiales, Aspergillaceae.